AUGAUUAUAUGCUCAUUGGCAGUCACAAUUUCAGUAAGCUUGGUCUACAAUCUCAACUACGUUAGAUCUAGUGAACAAACCCCGACCUGGCUAUCCAACCAAACUGUUCAAUCGAACAUCAGAGCCAUCUUCGAUGGCAUCGAUCGCAUCGACGUUGUACUUGGUGAUCUCGACCCACAGGAAAUCCUCGAUGUUCUGAUCCAUCGCAUCGAUCCGCAAUCGAUCCUCGCGGGCAAAGCAAUCCGCCUCUACCGCGAAGUGGUCCCCAGGGGCGAACAGCAUCGUUGCGACGGCGAACGGCCAAUCCUGUCCGCCAUAAUAGACAUGAACGAUGAUGACGAAACGGAAGCGAAGGAAGCGGAAAUGCUGGAUGUGAUCGAUCGUGACUACGUGGAUGAGUUUGGCUUCGUCGAGUGGGAUCAAACGUUCGAAGCGUUUGCAAAAAUAUGGGACCAGAAUCACGAUUACGGCUACAUAGUCUUUGUGAGCUGGAAUGCUUUUCUGCUUUCGAUAAGAUGUUUGUUGGACCCGUACGGAACGUACUUGUUUGUUCUAAGUGAGGACAGUAGCUUAGAUUUAGACCGAUUGAAGGACUUUUUCUACUCUACCUGGAUGCAUCAAGGGGUAUUCAAAAUUUUCUUUUUGAUCCAAGAAAAAAUCUAUGCAUACGAUCCCUUCAUGGCUGACGGACCUAAAAAAUAUGGCGUGUUGAGAGAAUUGUUAAACGUAGAAGAUAUUCCGAGUGUUCCUCAGAGGAACUUCAAAGGUUAUCCUCUCAGAAUCGAUGUAUUCCGGUCAACUUACUCCGAUACCAUCGUGGAUAAGAACGGUAAAAUUCUUGACUUCGUCGGAGCAGACCUUGAGGCAGGUCGAGCUUUUACGGAUGCAAUGAACUUCGCUCCCACUUUAUUGCCACCGGACAAGGAGGGUUUCGGCUACAAACUGCCCAACGGAAGCUUUAACGGAGUUAUCGGACGUCUGUUGCGGCGAGAAAGCGACAUAGCCUUCGUAGGGUUUUUCAUCAAGGACUAUUUCAGCCGAGAUAUUGAGUUCACCACCGGGAUCUACACGGACGAGCUUUGCUGUCUGGUGAAGAAAGCAAGCCGCGUGCCAGAAUAUCUGCUUCCGAUCACAAUCUUCCCGGGAGAUCUGUGGGGACUGCUGUUCGUAAUGGGAAUUAUUUGCGCAUUAGUAUGGAUCCUGCUACGGGCGGGAAUCCGGGCAAAGUCCGUCAGCGGUGUUCACUGGAAUCAAACGCGACGCUUGGCCUAUCUGUUCAACCUGUCCGAUGAAAUUCGUGAUGCUCCAUUAUAUCGGAAAAUGGUUCAGAUAUGCGUCGAUACGUACAUACUUCUGGUUAGCGGUCCCUAUCAGAGAUUCACCAGAUCCGGUAUCGAACGCCUGAUGCUUUUCGGAAUCAUGAUGGUGAGCUUGAUCUUCGUGUCCAUGUUUCAGUCGAGUUUGUCCUCGGUGUUCUUGAAUCCGGUGUACUACAAGGACAUUGACAGCCUCCAGCGGUUGGACGAGUCCGGCCUCCAGAUUCCCGUCAAGUAUAAGGGAUUCACGGAUGAUGUCUUCCCGGCAAACUAUAGCCCGAUGAUGGAGUCACUGCGAGACAAGAUGAUUUUCAAUCCGAUCAAGGGCUCGAUGUUGGAUGUGGUCGCAAAAUCGACCAAGAUCGCCACUGUUACUCGGAGAUCUACACUCUCGCUGGACAACGCCAUAUUCAUUACCACGAAGCAGUUGUUCAUGAUUCCGGAGUGUCCGCGGUUGUACAAUCUGGCGUUUGUAGUACCGCGGCAUUCGGUACUACUGGAGGGCAUCAACGUGUUUAUUCUGGAAAUGUUGAACGGUGGCUUGAUUAACCAUUGGAUAGAUGUGAUGAAUUUCAAUGCAACGCUCCGAGAUUGGAAGAAAAUGAUGGGUUCCCAUGAGGAAAAUUUCAAGAUUUUGACCCUAAUCGAUAUGCAGUUUCCGUUUUACCUGUUGGCUAUAGGGUUGAUCCUGAGCGGUUUAAUAUUUGUCAUCGAACUGGUGUAUUACAGAGUGUUCGAAAGAUCAGUUUCGCAUCACGAGCAUGCUGAAACCAACAAUAUCAUAAAUCUGAAAUGA
This is a messenger RNA of Armigeres subalbatus, 2112 nucleotides long. RefSeq lists its product as uncharacterized. Lineage: Eukaryota; Metazoa; Arthropoda; Insecta; Diptera; Culicidae. The coding region runs from base 1 to 2112 and encodes 703 amino acids. The transcript has 2 exons. The record is from RefSeq and is a predicted model, not a curated record.